AUGGGCCCUCUCGUGCGGCUGACUGCCCAAGGCAUUGGCCUUGUGCGCGAGAAUAUGGCAAGGAAGCGGACGGAAUUAUCCGCUAGCGCAACUGAAACUAUCGUUUCCAACUACCAAACUAACAGCGAUCCGGCGAUGCAAAAUCAGGACGACAAUGACUGCCCAGAGCUAGUUGGCAGGAAUGCAUUCACUCAGGAUGUUGACGAAGAGGCAUGGUUGGCUGAUGCUGUUGCCGAGGAAUUUAAGGAACAAGAGUCGCCUCCUUACUCAAAACAUACGAGCAUGCUUGAAACUACCGCCCUGGGCUUCAAGCCCCAACAAGAAAGAUCCUUGGCCAGACUUCCUUACCCAGUGAUCAUUCCGCAGCGACGUCCACGCGAUAGGAGUCGAGGAUUUGCACGAGCUUAUGCGCCAGUCCUCGCCAAUUGCGACGUAAGUCAAGAAAUGUUCUUACGGUUCAUUAAAGAUCUCUACGAGGCUAGCAAGGCCAACCCGAUAUUCAUGGUUGUGAACAUGGCUGCAUUUGUCACAGGGUUCAUCCCAGAUAUUACCGCCACUGUGGUUUCAAUACUGGUCCAAACAGCAGCGGAAACUGCUAGGCAAAUCCAGAGUCUCCACCGGACUAAUACCUUUCUGGACGAUAUGAACAAUAGAUUUUUCCGGCCUCGCGGGCUGUAUUGCCUUCUCAUGACCCAUAAGCCGAAUAAAUCGAGUCCAUGUAGCCCCAUGGAUAUAACCGAGACCGUUGCAAAGUUUAGCACGCCCGCCGAAUCGACAUUCAAGGACAAACUGAGAAGUAUUCGGAAAUCUAGUGGCACCACAAGAGGCAACAUUGAAUUGCCGGAGUGUGCACCCCUUGUCUAUCCCCAUCUAGAAAGCUUGAGUGGAGCGAAAGAGUCUAGGUUGCAAAGCGUGAAAGCGAACCUGUCCGAUUAUUACGAUCGGCGCUCCCAAGCAGAGUUUGAAUACCAGAACCCGGACUCCAAGCUGUGUACCAAUAACUCGGAGCGCAUUCAGUUUGCGUCCAGAUACAGUGACCCAAAUAAUCCAGCUUCGCAAGGGUCCCUCAUCUCUCUGCUCACCGGAGGUCAUGUAAACCCGAGGGCGGGUGUGGACAAGUUACGGCAAAAAGGACGGGACCACCAACGUGAAGAGGCCAAUCGGCAGCUGGCAGAAACUGGAAGCAUCGAGCGCGUUCCAUAUUCCAGGGUUGCAAAUAGGGAGGGUAUAUUGAAGAGGGUACUCCGACAGGAUGUUCUGUAUCUGAUGGUCGUUAACAUGCCGACAGAGGAGGAGUUGGCAGCAGUAGUUGUGCCGAGGAAAAGUAAUGAGGCAUCUUGA
Penicillium chermesinum is the source of this 1341-nucleotide messenger RNA. RefSeq lists its product as uncharacterized. Bases 1 to 1341 code for a protein of 446 amino acids. The transcript is spliced from 5 exons. The record is from RefSeq and is a predicted model, not a curated record. NCBI's taxonomy places the organism in Eukaryota, Fungi, Ascomycota, Eurotiomycetes, Eurotiales, Aspergillaceae.